UUUCAGACGGCGUGUAGCUCUGUAGAGGUCUUUCUCUGUUUAGGAAUUCAUUGUUUACUUUGAAGAAUGGCAAUGCCUGUACUUUAAAGUCUUUUCAAGUUCAACAGACGCUCCUUCAGAGGUUUGAGAAGCACCUGUACUGAGAAUUUUUCGUGCUUCUCAACUUGAAGAAGAUUUCUACUGAUCUCUUUCCAUUCUCGGGGUUAAACAGCUGAUUGACAUUCUACCUUGAUUCUUUGAAAUCCUCUUACUGGCAAUCUUCUGGUCCUUUUGGACCAAAGUACAUCAAUUUUUUUCUAGUAAACACAACCAUGUCAAAGUCUUAUCAGCAGUCUUCCCUUGGUAGAGAUCGUGACUCGGCAGGAGUAGGGCUUCUAUCUCCUCCCCAAUCUUUCAAUUUGCCUGCUGCACUUGGAAGGAUGAGCCAGGGUACUGCAAGGCUUGCAAAUCUGAUGAACCUUGGAACAGCCUUGAAUCAGCAAGGAUUGUCUAACACUGGUGGCACCUCACAUGCUUUAAAUACCUUACUAAAUAUGGGAGGUAGGGGUCAGUCCUCCAUGUCUUCUCAACACCGUGGGGAGCCAGAGCGUGCCACUAAUAUUUUAGCCAGCUUUGGUCUUUCGGCUAGAGACUUGGAUGAACUGAGUCGCUAUCCAGAGGACAAAAUAACUCCUGAAAAUUUGCCCCAGGUCCUUAUGCAGCUUAAAAGGAGGCGUGCUGAAGAAGGCACUCUGGGUUUUGAUAGAUCCUCUAAAGAGGACCAGAGCUACAGAUCAUCUAGGGAUGAUUGGGACGACAUCAGGCGCUUUAGAAGAGAGGGGUUUAGUGAACGUAGUUCCACUCUCAACCCAGUGGUGGAAUACGAUCAUGGAAAAGAGUCUAGUUCUAGGUAUUUUGACAGAAUGGACUAUGAUGAAGACAGAGUAGACAGGCGUAAAGAUGAUCUUCGUUACUCAGAGUCUCGUAGUUACUUACCUGAACGUGAAAGGAUGGGUCCUGGCCCAAUGCAAGAACGGUCUCUCUUUGAGAGAAAGAGGGGAUCCCCUCCAUCUAACAGCAUUGAGGAUUUCCAUGGAUUAAUGCCAAAGAUGUUUCCCCAUUCAUGCUCUCUGUGUGAUAUGCCUGUUCACUCUGCCAAGGAGUGGAACCAGCAUUUAAAUGGACCUGUUCACAGAAGACGCUGUCAGCUUCUACUUGAAUUAUAUCCAGAAUGGAAUCCAGACAUGGGACCAUCAAUGUUUGAGCCUGGGUUUCUACAGUCUACAAACCCUGCUCCAGGGAUUCUUGGACCACCACCGGCUCCACUGCAUUUUGGCGGACCACCACCACCAAUGGGCCCACCACCUAUGGGCCCCCCACCUAUGGGACCGCCACCAGGUAUGGGUGGAGACAUGCACGGGAUGAUGAGGCCCAAUAGAAAGGAGGCUGGCAGAGUGGUUCACAUCAUGGAUUUUCAGAGAGGGAAGAAUCUGAGACAACAAUUGCUUCAGUUGGUUGAACCUUUUGGGGCUGUUAAUAACUUCCUGAUUCUGAACAAUAUUAAUGAGGCAUUUAUUGAAAUGACCACACCUGAAGAAGCCCAAGCAGUAGUUGAGUUUUACUGGGCUAGACCAGCUUUCAUUUUUGGCAAGCCAGUGAGGGUCCACCUAUCCCAGAAAUACAAAAGGAUAAAGAGACCAGAACAGAAGCAGGAGCUUGGCAGAGUGGUGCAUCUUAGUAACUUGCCAAGUAUGCAGUACUCGGAUUCAGAGUUGCUAGACCUUAUUGAACCGUUUGGAAAAGUGAAGAACUACAUUCUUAUGAGAUUAAAGCAUCAGGCUUUCUUGGAAAUGGAGACGAGAGGGGAAGCUAUAGCUUUGGUUGACAGCUGCAGGAAGAAGCCACUGCUGUUUAAUGGUAAACCGAUAAAAGUGGACUUGUCCGAAAAGUACAAAAAACUGAUUUUGAGGAUACCAAAUAAAGGGGAUUCUGAGCAGCAGAAGGAUAACAGGAAGCGAGCUCACUCUCCAGAAGGCAAAGUGUCUGCAGGCGAGAAGAAGAAGAAAACUGAGGGGGAGACUCAAAAAGAUGAUGCAGAAUUGGAAUCUGACGAUGAGGUGGUGAAUGAAGAGGAGGCAGCAGAGAUGCUUGAAAGUGCCAGCUCUGGUGAUGAGGCAAAAGAUGGAGAUGACAAGAAAUCCAAAGCUAAGAAAGCUGCACAAGCUGCUUCAAAGAAGAAGCUCCGAAAGACUAAACGUGGAAGCUUUCCAGGGCACAUGGAUGACUUUGUUACACUUGAUGAAGUUGGAGAUGAUGAAGAGGCUAAAGCUGUAUUGACUGAAGAGGAAAGAGCAGCUCAAGGUCUUUCAGAAGCGGAAGAGGGUGAAGAUGAAAUGGAGUGCAGCAUUGGACCAUACCAACCCAGUGUUUCUGUUGGAGUUGAGUAUGUGGUAGCAAAGUCUGGAUUCUACUGUAGGCUCUGCUCAGUCUUUUUCACAAAUGAAGAUGCUGCAAAAAAUGUACACUGCUGUAGUCUUCCUCAUUACCAGAGGCUGAAGAGGCUGUUGAUCCGAAAGGAACGUCAGGCAGAAGACUCGUGAAGCAUUUAAAGCAUUUUUAAAUGUGGUUAUUUGGAUGUCUGUUUAGCUGGGGAAAAUAGACAAACGUAUGCUUUUCCUUGUGUUGUGAAGUCUAAGAUAUUGUGCGUUGUAUCUGUUUUUAAUGUCCAGUUUUUUAUACAUCAGGUUUUGUUCACUUUCUUUUAAAGUUUAGGGGAGAAUUAAUUGUAUGUAGAUAGCAUAAUGAAACUUUGUAUGCCCUACCUUGUUUGUCAUUGCUGAAUUUAUGUUGUGAGCUCAGUAUUAAGUGCUAUCUAAAUUCAAUAAAGGGCACUCCUGGAGUAAA
This is a messenger RNA of Protopterus annectens (West African lungfish), 2883 nucleotides long. It is a transcript of the gene MATR3, whose product is annotated as matrin 3. The record is from RefSeq and is a predicted model, not a curated record. Lineage: Eukaryota; Metazoa; Chordata; Ceratodontiformes; Protopteridae. Gene Ontology annotation, molecular function: RNA binding; zinc ion binding. Gene Ontology annotation, cellular component: nucleus. The transcript has 16 exons. Bases 312 to 2579 code for a protein of 755 amino acids.